Molecule: messenger RNA, 294 nt
Organism: Lactuca saligna
Lineage: Eukaryota; Viridiplantae; Streptophyta; Magnoliopsida; Asterales; Asteraceae
Source: the annotation of a GenBank genome assembly
AUGCAGUUCGAUUUUGGUGAAACUGAAUAUAUUUUGAUUAGUGGGUUAAGAGUUGGUCCUUAUGUGGAUUUACUCCAUGACGAAAGAGGCCGGUCAAAUUCAAAUCUUCGGGCUCGGUUGUUCCCAGACAUUACAGAUGCAUGUAUGCAACUCAAAUAUUUAGAAGACUACAUUAUGUCUCCGAAUUAUUGGGCACUUCAGGAUGAAGAUGCUGUAAUGCUUGUCCAGCUUGUUUUUAUGUUGAAAGGUUCAAGAAUGGGAUCAGGAAAACCAGGUACGAGAGGCAUACCGUAA